Pipistrellus nathusii (Nathusius's pipistrelle) is the source of this 510-nucleotide messenger RNA. The record is from the annotation of a GenBank genome assembly. NCBI's taxonomy places the organism in Eukaryota, Metazoa, Chordata, Mammalia, Chiroptera, Vespertilionidae.
AUGUCAGCGGCGCUGCGGCGCGCGCUGUGGGGCCGCGGGGCCGCGGCGGCGGCGGCCUCCGCUCUCCGGGGUCCAUGCAGGUCAUUGAGCACUUCCACAUGGAGGUUGGCACAGGACCAGACUCGAGACGCGCAGCUCAUAACAGUUGAUGAAAAAUUGGACAUCACCACCUUAACCGGCGUCCCCGAGGAGCACAUCAAGACCCGGAAAGUCCGGAUCUUCGUCGCCGCGCGCAACAACAUGCAGUCCGGGGUGAACAACACCAAGAAGUGGAGGCUGGAGUUCGACACCAGGGAGCGCUGGGAGAACCCUCUGAUGGGCUGGGCGUCCACGGCUGAUCCUUUGUCCAACAUGGUUCUAACCUUCAGCACCAAAGAAGAUGCCAUGGCCUUCGCAGAGAAAAAUGGAUGGAGCUAUGACGUUGAAGAGAGGAAGGUUCCGAAACCCAAGUCCAAGUCUUAUGGCGCAAACUUUUCUUGGAACAAAAGAACAAGAGUGUCCACAAAGUAG